GAAAAAGAAGGAAGCUAUUAGUUCUUGGUUGUUAAAAAGUUUCACCUCUGCCAAUACCAGAUUAUUUGGAACAAAUACUAGAAGAUGCCUAGAUCACGGAGGUCAAAGGUCGUUACCCUUUCACAGACCGAAAAGAAAGGUCAUGAAGGCAAAGCAAUGCUGUUUGGCGGCAUUCAAGAAUCUUUAGACAAGUUUGACUUUAUGUGGGUAUUCGAUGUUGCUAAUAUGCGUAAUACUUACUUGAAACGUGUCCGCGAUGACUGGAAGGAUAGUCGUAUAUAUAUGGGUAAGACAAAGGUUAUGGGAAAGGCUUUGGGAUACACCGCUGAAGAAGAGCACGCUGAAAAUGUAAGUCAACUUUCCAAACUCCUUCAUGGAACUGUUGGUUUGCUUUUCACCAACAACAAACCUGAAGAUGUAACUGGCUAUUUUGAAUCGUUUGUCCAAAAUGAUUUUGCUCGUGCUGGCUCAGUUGCUCCUUUCACUUUAGUCAUUCCCGCUGGUCCCGUAUACUCUAGAGCUGGACAAAUUCCAGCAGAAGACGAUAUCCCUUUGGCUCAUACUUUGGAGCCCCAAGUACGUCAAAUGGGUAUGCCUACUAUAUUGAAAAACGGUGUCGUUACUUUGCUUGCCGAUUUCACUCUUUGCACAGAAGGACAAGAGCUUGAUAGCCGUCAAACCCGUCUGUUGAAGCUUUUUGGUAUCACAGCAGCCGAGUUUAAGGUAAAAUUACUGGGUAUGUAUACCAAGAAGGACGCUUCUGUUCAAAUUUUUAAAAAUGAACAAGAUUCUGGCAAUAGCAAAGAUAUGGACAUGCAAUAAAGUGUUAAUUUCUUUUCUUUUGUAUCUACAUCUAUCAAUAAAAAGCAGCUGGGACACGUGGAUCCUUUUUUCACCCAAAGUCGGUUUUGCUUGUGGGUUAUUUUUGCAUCAAGUUUACUUAUUUGGAAUUUAAAUUCAGCAAAUGCUUUUUGAAAAUUUAAUUUUGGAAAAAUGGAUUUUUAGAAAAGGAAAAAUAAACUUAUAUGGAUAGGCAAACAGUCUGCUGGAGAAUUCAGGUGCUUUUAAUUUUUACAAGCACUACUCUUAGCUAGACUAUUUAAUUUCUCGGGAUAUUAAGGUAUUUUAUUGAAUGGUGUUUUUUGAAUAAAUAGAGAUGAGUCGUUCUCCACGGUAGAAAAGUG
Molecule: messenger RNA, 1184 nt
Organism: Schizosaccharomyces octosporus yFS286
Lineage: Eukaryota; Fungi; Ascomycota; Schizosaccharomycetes; Schizosaccharomycetales; Schizosaccharomycetaceae
Product: ribosome assembly protein
Exons: 2
Coding region: 85-822 (245 amino acids)
Biological process (GO): nuclear-transcribed mRNA catabolic process; rRNA processing; ribosomal large subunit assembly
Cellular component (GO): nucleolus; preribosome, large subunit precursor
Molecular function (GO): RNA binding
Source: RefSeq, a predicted model, not a curated record